Messenger RNA from Oppia nitens, 3162 nucleotides. RefSeq names its product VPS35 endosomal protein-sorting factor-like. Gene Ontology annotation, biological process: endocytic recycling. Gene Ontology annotation, cellular component: endosome. Bases 109 to 3111 code for a protein of 1000 amino acids. The transcript has 6 exons. NCBI's taxonomy places the organism in Eukaryota, Metazoa, Arthropoda, Arachnida, Sarcoptiformes, Oppiidae. The record is from RefSeq and is a predicted model, not a curated record.
UAUAAUAUGUAUUGACUUGACGUGAGAUCACGUGAACUGAUGUUUGUUUGUAUACAUUGUAUCGCAUAUUGACUUCAUUGACAGCAAACCAUUGAAUUGAUAUCAACGAUGAGUUGGUGUCCGCGGGAACGCAACUAUCGGACAGAACUGACUACCAAGUAUUGCACCGCCAAAGAGGUGACCGAUCAUCCAUUGAAGUCAAUAACUGUUAGUCAAAAAGAGACCAAAAAGUUAACGACACAGUCAUCGGUCGCCAAGAAAACUGUGAAAACAAAUCACGACUUGAAGCCAACCACCACUUCUUGGAAUGGUUUGGAUCCGCUGUCGAUGGCUUUGAGUAUGCAGAGCACUGUCGAUGACAAUCCAUUAGAGACAACUGGUGUUGGAUCAGUCAAAGAGAACCAAACGACGAGCGAUUUUAUCGGCGAUGACUUCGAGAACUGGUCGUCCAUUAAGAGCUCUAUACUCAACAAAUACACGACUUCUGAGAGACUAUCCAUUAAGACAUCAUUUCUUAUGGUGAGCGCCACCGGUUCGACCAUCAGUUCGAGUACUGUCCGCAGUGCAGCUAACACAUCGGUGGCCGAUAAAGUGCGCCACCGUUUGGAACAAUUGGAUGACUUUGAAGAAGGAUCCGUCAAAGAGAUGCUUAAUCUGACACAAACUGAAUACGUUAACCGAAUCGAUGAACUUAAUGUCACUCUUCAUGAGUCGUGGAAUUCUGACCAAAGAGUCAAAGCACUGAAGAUUGUCAUCCAAUGUUCGAAACUUUUAGCCGAUAUAUCUGUGAUUCAAUUUUAUCCGUCAAAGUAUGUACUUAUCACCGAUAUUUUGGACAAUUUUGGGACAUUAGUUUACAACAGAAUUUACACGAARGCGGGAUCCACUGUAACGGCCAUAGAAUCGGCCCGCGAGACGUGUCGUAAUUGGUUUUACAAAAUUGCUUCCGUCCGCGAAUUGAUUCCCCGAUUCUAUGUCGAGACCGCUAUCCUMAAAGUCUACGGCUUUUUAAUUAAUAAGAAAGAUAUUGACACUGAGUAUGAAAGAGCUCUGAAACGGCUGACAAAAAUGAUUCGCGGAAUCGGCGAUCCAUUGGUCGGAGUGUACGCCAGAGCCUAUCUCUGCAGAAUCACUGUCCAAAUUGCACCGCAAUCUAAGUUCAUAUUUCAAGACAACUUUAAUGAUUUUCUACUAUCACUUAAGCAGUUAUCGCCGACAUUUGUAGAACAGACAAUACAAGAACAACAUAUCGAUCAUUCCGUUUAUUACUUGUUAUACAGUCCAGCAUUAGAUUGGAUUGUCUAUUGUCUGGCAUACAAAGCGCCAACAGAUCUAUUAAUUGAAACAAUUAGACAAUUUGAAGACAACUUUAUCUUUAGUCUUGACGACAAUUGUUCAGCUCUUAUAUUAAAUUCAUUGCUUACUUGUUUUCCGGCGCAUCUGAUAACCACUAAAGCAUUGGAUUUUCUUGAGCUAAUUAAACGAGUCAAUAGAGAUAAGACAGCGUCUUCUACUGGAAGUGUAGCAAAUGGUGUCCAAUCAUUAUCUUAUUAUCCGAAAUAUAAUUUAAUCAGAAACUUAGGCAACGCUUUGAUAUCAAAACAUAAUGUUUUGCUUGAGUUGGAAGACGAAGAAAAACUUAAAAUACUGAACGAAAUUUGGAAAUUAAUGAAUAAAUUGAAACAAAAUAACGAAUAUAUGGCUUGUGUUGAGGUUUGGAUUGAGUUUGUUGUCAAACAUUUUACACUCGAAGAGAUCAAUACAUUAUUGGGUGAAAUAAUUAAACGAAUGCAACCAAACCGUGCCUUUGAACAACAUUACAGUCAAUUAGUUGGUUUGAUGUCAAAAGUGGUUACUUUGAGUUCAAACCUUGAUUUCGGUGCCCUAUUUUCUAUGAAUAACUUUAUGCCAUUUUUGGAUUUAUUACAAAAAGAAACGGUAAAAGUUGAGGCCUGUAAAGCCAUUGUCGAGUCAUUCAUCAAAAAUAUAAAUAAUUGCAGCGAUUUAUUUGAUGAAAGUGUUGUCACCACAUCAGAUCCCGUAAUACUUAACUCAAUGACCUAUCUUUGUAAAGCACUGCACGACUCAGUCAGUGCACUGACUCUUGAGGACGAGAGAAGACAAAUUUCUUCAUUAGUGACAUCAUUUCUAAAACACGUAUCAUUUAGUCGCGACUUUGAGGCCGAACUCAACUUUUAUGUGGACUCGAGAGCCAACUUCUGUAAUCUUGAGACAGUUCUCUGUUUUUUAGUCCAAAGAGUCAAUACUUUAGCGAUGGAAACUCGACGAAUAGUUAAAGGAUUUCACACCAAGAAAACGACUUCAUUUGUGAGGGCAUGUAUUGCCUACUCCUAUAUAACCAUUCCAUCACUCGAUGACGUGAUAUUACGUCUUCAGUUAUAUCUAUCCAGUAGUCAUGUGUCACUAAUCAACGGUUGUUUACCACAAACUGAUUCAUUUCUUAAACAAGCCAUCACUUUAAUACAACAAUUGCCGCAACAAAUCGAGUCGAGUGACGGCCGACCAAAAUCUACUGAACCAUUCUUGUUGUCAUAUGUUUCACAAUUGUUAUCAUUUCUUCUAUUAGUUCCCGAUAAUCCAGACACUCCCGAACCAUUGUAUUUGUUUAAAGGCUUAUUAAAUGUGAUAAAUGAAAGACAAUUUGAUUCAAAUUUCGAUACAAAAGCAUAUAUUUUAAUGAAUUUCUUGAAUUUUCUAUCGACGGCAUCACAAGAAACAUAUCCCUAUCACAUAAAUAAAGUUGAUUCAAACGACACAUUAUAUGGUAAUGACAGUCAAUUUAUGGAUCAAAUAGAUGUCUUGUGUUCAUCAGUUCUUAACGAUCUUUUAGAUUAUUUCAAACAAUUGGGUGACGAACGGCAAUACAAGAGACAAUCAUCCUUAGCAUUGGAACUAAUCUGUCGAAUCGUGAGUCACUCACGAGUAGAUGAAAUGUAUAAAUUGGUGAUCAAUUUGUGGCAAUUGUCCAAAAAGAAUUGUUCGCCGGAUACUAAACGAGCGAAUAUAGCUUUGAAUCAUUUGAAACAUAAGUCAAACCAAUGGUCUAAUCAGUCACUCAUUGAAUUGACAGCAAAAUUAGAAAAAUUAUAAUAUUAUCAAUCAAUAGAAAUGGCAAUAAAUUAAUGUUACAAAAAAAUAACU